AUGGCUGACUUUGACGAUGAUGGUUUUGAAAUCACAGAGGACAUUUUGACACAACUUAAUGAUAUCGAAAUAUCAUUGCUAAACAAUAGUUUUCAACUGAGUUCGGAGGAUGAAGAUGACUAUCAAAUAUUACCCACAAAAAAAAAGAGGCGUCGUAUAAUUCAAUCAGAUAGUGAGAUCAGCGAACAUGAGGCAGUUGGUCCAGAUACUUCAGGAAGUACACCAUCAACGAAUGUUUGGACUGAACCAAAAGGUAAUCAACGCAAGAUUAUUCCUUUCACCGAAAUUUCGGGUGUUCCAUUGCACGUCAAGUUAUCAAUGUCUAAUAUGUCACCCGUAGAUUUUUAUUCGCUGUUUGUAACCGACGAUAUACUUCAACAAAUAGUGAAUCACACUAAUUGCUAUGCUAUAGCUAAAAUAACGAAUAUGCCUGAAGCUACUCCCAGUGCACGUAUUAGAAAGUGGCAUCCUACAAACUUGACAGAAAUGAAGCAAUUUUUUGGCUUGAUUUUAUUUAUGGGUUUGGUGAAGCUUGUCAAAUUGGCGGAUUAUUGGUCAAAAGACAAAAUAACCGGGCACCCGUUUUCGAGAACUGUGAUGUCUCGCAACCGUUUUGAAUUGCUUUUGCAAAUGCUUCAUUUUUCUGACAAUGACGACCAUAACAAAGAAGAUCGGUUGCAUCGAGUUCGCCAGCUAAUCGAAAAUCUAAACGCUAAUUUUAAAAAAAAUUAUACACCUACUGAAGACAUCUGUAUCGAUGAAAGCAUGGUGCCAUUCCGUGGAAGGAUAAUAUUUCGUCAAUAUAAUAAACAAAAACGUCAUAAAUAUGGCAUAAAGGAGUUUAAACUAUGCACAAUUCCGGGAUAUACCUAUAAAGUAAGCAUUUACGCAGGUAAAAAUGACGAGACUAAUAAUACACCGACGAAUGUUGUUAUGUCUUUGUGCGGAGAUUUGUUGAAUAAAGGACAUACUCUUUAUACGGACAACUGGUAUACAAGUGUAGAUUUGGCACGACAGCUAAUAGACCAAGAAACGCACCUGGUAGGCACCAUUCGCAAAAAUAGAAGACAGUUGCCUAAAGAUGUUGUUACAGCUAAACUUAGAAAAGGCGACUUUGCUGCAGCCGAGAGCUUCGAUGGAAUAACUAUGAUGAAAUGGAAGGACAAGCGUGACGUAUAUGUGCUAUCCACGAAGCAUUCAAUACAAUUUCACGAUAUCAAUAAACGUGGCAAAAUUGUUUCAAAGCCAAAAAUUGUUGUAGACUAUAAUAAAGUGAAAGGGGCAGUUGAUUUGGCUGAUCAAUUGGCUGCUUAUUCAACACCUUUGAGAAAAUCGCUGAAGUGGCACAAGAAGCUUGCGAUUAAUUUAUUGCUCAAUACUACAUUGGUAAACGCCUAUAUUUUGUAUCAAAAAGUUACAAAUAAAAAGAUUCCUAUAAGUAACUUUAGAAAAAGUAUUGUGGAAUCUUUUUGUAUGCAGACAAAUAUACAAGAAAUUCAGGAUGAAAGACCUAAGAGGUUGAAACACAAACUGGUGAAGAAAGAAGGAAAGAGUUCAAUUGUUAGGAGAUCUUGCUCUCAGUGUUAUAAGAACAUUGUACAGAGUCAAGGAAGAAAACAGGCUAAAAACAAAGUGAAAAAAGUGCAAACGUUUUGUGAUGAUUGUCCAAACAAACCAUUUUUGUGUUUGGAUUGCUUUAAUAAAGCCCAUCGUUUCGCUUAA
Molecule: messenger RNA, 1722 nt
Organism: Maniola jurtina (meadow brown)
Lineage: Eukaryota; Metazoa; Arthropoda; Insecta; Lepidoptera; Nymphalidae
Product: piggyBac transposable element-derived protein 4-like
Exons: 1
Coding region: 1-1722 (573 amino acids)
Source: RefSeq, a predicted model, not a curated record